This is a messenger RNA of Aaosphaeria arxii CBS 175.79, 2294 nucleotides long. Its product is annotated as alpha/beta-hydrolase. Lineage: Eukaryota; Fungi; Ascomycota; Dothideomycetes; Pleosporales. The coding region runs from base 260 to 1936 and encodes 558 amino acids. The transcript has a single exon. The record is from RefSeq and is a predicted model, not a curated record.
CAAGGAUCUAAGCUCUUGGAUUGCCUUUUCUCCAAAAGCUGUAUCCGAUUCAUUAAACGGAAAACCCAUUCUUUUGAGAGUACUAAAAAGAAAUCGUGUAGAUUUCUUCCUUCCUUCUCUUUCCACGCAUACCGUGAUUUUUUGUACUUCAAUUCGUGGCCUCGAUACUUAAGGUAUUUCAAGUGCACUCAAUCGCUACAGAGCCAUUGCAUAUCCCCCUCAUAUCCACUGUGACAGCCACACAUCCCCAUCCGCAAUCAUGGCGAAGACACCGGGAAUCCUGUACGUCACCAUGCAACCCAAGGACACGCUCCCCGUGUCCCAAUUCCACGACUGGUAUAAUAACGAACACGGACCCGGACGCCUGCGCCUCUCCUUCUGCCAGAACGGCUUCCGGUACCGCGCAAACGAUGCCUCGUUCUCCGCUACGAGGCCCGAAUGGAUGGCUAUCUACGACAUCGACGAUAUGGACUGGCUGACCAAGGACGUGUACACGAAGCUGAGGUUGCCGCCUGUGCAGAGUCAAAGGGAGCGCGACACCAUGAAGCAGAUCACUGUCGACAGGAAGUUUUACGAUCUGUUGGGAGAGUGGAAAGCUAGUGAUUUCCCUACAUUUGAGGACGUGGAGCAGGAGGGAGAGGGCAAUGUUUUGGUGUCUGUGAGGUUAACGCUGCAUGAUGGUGACGAGAAGGAGGAGGAGCUCAGGAAGUGGUAUGAGGAGGAGCACGUGCCGCUACUUCAAAAGGUGCCCGGGUGGAGGAGGACGAGGAGAUUUGUGACGAGUUAUCUGGACCUGAAGGAGGGGAAGGCGAAGGAGUUUAUGGCUCUGCACGAAUAUGCCCCGAAGAAUGGGUUGGGUGGAGAGGAGUUCAAGACCGCGACCAGCACGCCGUGGAAUAACGAAAUGUACAAGAGUGUUAUCAAGGAGAAGGCCAGGAGGACCUACGAUCUAUACUAUACAUUCGGACCUGCGCCACGGGACUUGCAGAGCUUGUCGGAGCCAGAGACGAAUCCUGCGGAGAGCACUGAUGCAUUGACGAAGACUACCCCAGCGUCGAAAUCUAGCACGUCUUAUCCGACCAUCGCAAGCUUCAUCACGACAAAAGAUGGCGUACAGCUUCCUUACGAGCUCACCGGGUCUUCCGAUCCCAACGCACCAGCACUUGUCCUCGUCAACUCCAUUCUUGUAGACUACGGCAUCUGGGACGACUUCAUCCCCGCAUUCCUCAAAGCCACACAGAACAAGUACAGAAUCAUUCGCUACAAUACUCGUGGACGAUCGAGUCUCCCUGACUCCUCAAACUCCUCGAUCACGGUCGACACUCUAGCACAGGACGUCAUCACCAUCCUCGACGCCCUCCGCAUCAAGCAGGCUUCUGUGGCCGGUGUCUCCCUCGGAGGCGCUACAUCUCUAAAGACGGCUCUCGCCUACCCAUCUCGCAUCACAUCCUUCAUCGCCUGCGACACCAACUCCCUCGCUCCCCCAGGAAACCCAAAGGCGUGGCAAGAGCGUAUCGAGGUCGCGGAGAAGGAGGGCUUGAAGUCGUCCGCCACCGGUGAACCCAUUGUCGGCCAGGAGCUCGCCGAAGUCACCGUGCGCCGAUGGUUCGUCAAGGAGUCCUACGACGACGCUUCAUUGCAGGGAAAGAUCGAGACCACGAAGCAAAUGGUCGCGAACAACAGCCUCGACGGCUUCAGGAAGAGCGUUAAGGCGCUGUACCAGUACGACUUCCGGGCCGAGAUGAAGGAGUACAAGGGUAAAGGUGCAUUCUUGGUCGGCGCUGGCGACGGCGUGUUACCAAAGACUAUGAAGGAUAUGGCGGAUGGUUUGGGUGCCGGCGCGAAGCUGCAGGUCAUCGAGGGUGCUGGCCAUUUGCCUAUGGUCGAGCGCCCGCAAGAGGUCGCCGAGUUUUUUGCGUCGUUUUUCGGGGCGUGAUUUGAUGACCCAUAUUCUUUUAUGACGCGUGCUGGAUUCAAAUUAGAGAAGAUUUCUCCCUAGACCUACGAGUAUGAACGAUAUGUUUGCGACUGGCUUCGGCCGAGGAAGUAUGAACAAGAUGUCGAUGAAGGUUAGCGUGAAGCAAGCGGUGUUAUCGGUGAUUCGAAAAGUCCGUCAAGAAUUCAGUAAUGCAUGAGUAGCUGCGACGAAAACUACUCGUAGCCAUCAUAUUUCUACGACGCCGCUGCCGGAGCUGCUGUGCAAGUACACAAACGUGCCCAGUAACAUGCAGUGCGAGCAAGUCAGAUAUAGGUGACUCGACAACGUAACGAUGGUAGGUGUACUUGGAUAUGAC